Molecule: messenger RNA, 1957 nt
Organism: Myotis brandtii (Brandt's bat)
Lineage: Eukaryota; Metazoa; Chordata; Mammalia; Chiroptera; Vespertilionidae
Gene: PSPN
Product: persephin
Exons: 2
Coding region: 1359-1820 (153 amino acids)
Molecular function (GO): growth factor activity; receptor tyrosine kinase binding; glial cell-derived neurotrophic factor receptor binding
Source: RefSeq, a predicted model, not a curated record
UCCCUCUCCCGUCCUCUCUGUAAAAAAAUCAAUAAAAUGUAUUUUUUUAAAAAGAACAACCAUACCAAAUUAGUGAAGCAAUCCCCUGUAUGUAGAUUUCCGGUCAUUUCUGAUCUUUUGCUGAUAGAAAGCAGCGGAUAGUCCUGAGUUUGUGUCUGCUCACCUGCUACGCAUAAAUUCCUGAAACAGUUUCGGGGUCAAAGGGAUGGGAUUUGCAGUUUCAGUAUCAACUGCUCAACUGCUACCAACUUACACUCCCACCCACAGUGUGGGGAUGCACCUAUGUCAUGCGUGCACCCCAGCCAUGUGAAAGCAAGCUCUGAUUUUUGCCAAUCUUGGGUUCCGAGUCGAGUUUUAACUCAAUCUCACCUGUGUGAGGUCGAGCACCUCUUCAAACAUGCAAAAGCUAUUUGAAUUUCCUUUGUCUCAAAAGCUCUCCCAAGCUCUUCAGUGCCAAACACCAUGUUAAUCACUGUCCUCAGAACCUCAUGUGGGAGGGACUGAUUAGCCUCCUUUCAGAGGUAAGGGACAGUCUCACUUCCCAGGGGCCACAGAGGCAGGGUAUAGAAGUCACUGUGACUUGCAACUGCCUCCAAGACCCAGUGGGAGCCAACCUCCCUUCUUGCUGAUGCUCUGGACACCAGGACCGGCUGAGUCCCAGGGUCCUCUGGUGGGCCUUCUAGAGGCAGGAGUCCCUGCAGGGUGAGCUUCCGGCCCCUUGUGUCCCAACUCUUGGCUGUCCUGGAGCCUCUCCCUUUUCCUGUUUUGACACUGGCUCAGCCAGGCCCAGACACAGGGGCAUGAUGUCUUAAUCCUCUAGGCUGGAGCCAUGAUGGAUGAGUCCCCAUUAGCUAAUUCAUCUGCCAAACCACCUCUUCCCUGCUCCCGCUCCCCACCCACCCAACAUAUCCAUUCCACCUGGUGCCCAACACAGGGGCUCCUGAGCCUCAGCACCCUGCUUGAAUGGGAAGGGGCCCCAAUGGGGGACCCACAGAACAUACCCCCCCCACCUCUCCUUCCACAUGGCAGGUGGGACAGUGGGGCAGGGACCCUGGUUGCUCACCCUGGGCUGGGCCCUGGCUGCCGCUUCAACUCUUAAAUCAAGGUGUGGAGGGCGUGUCAGAAAUAGAUCUAUGGAAUGUCCAGAUGAGGGGUUGAGCCCUUAACUCUUAGAAGGAAAGAAUGUGGGACAGAGGGAGUUGGCCUGCCUGGGUCUGAGGAUGUGGGAGACAAGCUGGUGGGGGACAUGGGGCCUUCGUGCCCAUACAGCAUCCGGCAGUGAAGAGGUUAUUUCCCAGCCCAGAUGGGGAUAAAUUGAGAGCGCAGGACCUCUCCAUCCUCAGGACCUGUUCGUCACAAUGGCCAUAGGAAGAGUCCUGCUCGGCUCUCUGCUGCUCCUAUCCCUGCAGCUGGGCCUCGGCGGGAACCCGAGUACUCCAGGGGCUCCAGUGGUGGAGGGAACACUCUCAUCUGAGCCAGCAGCAGACACAGGGACCUGGAAGGCACAGCUGGGUGCCCGCCUGCGCCGAGCCCCGGCUGGCCCAUGCCAGCUGCGGAGCUUGGCCCUGCCAGUGGUGGAGCUGGGCCUGGGCUAUGCUUCGGAGGAGACGAUCAUCUUCCGCUACUGUGCUGGCAAUUGUCCCCGAGGUGCCCGCACCCAGCACAGCCUGACGCUGGCCUGGCUGCGGAGCCAGGGCCGAGCACAUGGAAGCCCCUGCUGCCAGCCCACCCGCUAUGCUGACGUGGCCUUCCUGGAUGAUCACCACCACUGGCAGUGGCUGCCCCAGCUCUCAGCGGCUGCCUGCGGCUGCAGUGGCUGAGGGUGCCCAGACGGGGCCCUGCAGCCACACCAGAGGUCUGAUGACCUAUUUAUUGGAGACCUGGAUGCCCAGAAGAUGAGAAGAUGGGGUGGGCUAGGGAUGCCAGCAAGGGACACAAUAAAGGAAAUUGAUCCUGG